This is a messenger RNA of Penicillium mononematosum, 3105 nucleotides long. RefSeq names its product putative translation regulator (Cya5). The transcript is spliced from 2 exons. Gene Ontology annotation, molecular function: protein binding; RNA binding. Lineage: Eukaryota; Fungi; Ascomycota; Eurotiomycetes; Eurotiales; Aspergillaceae. Gene Ontology annotation, biological process: RNA modification. The coding region runs from base 1 to 3105 and encodes 1034 amino acids. The record is from RefSeq and is a predicted model, not a curated record.
AUGGUGAAACAUAGACAGUGGUCCAAAAUUACCUCGCUUUGGAGCUCGCUAUUGCAGACCCCUGAAAACGAGCGACUGCCAUUGGACUCUUUGCUGGAUCGAUUUGAUCGCUUUCACUUGCCUGAGUAUUCCUUUUCUAGGCAUAUCUUAGCUUUAUUUGCCUACUUGCAGAAGGGUACCGGGAAGCUUAGUGCUGCAAAGGAAGACUUCUCUCGUCGUCUAAUUAAGCGCUUCAUCGCCUCUCAUGACAUGGUCAAAACCACACCGCUACCAACUUUGCUUUCGCUGUUGCGCGGAUCCCGCCCUCUUGGUCUUUUCACCAAUAGACACUAUUUUGAUUUGAUGGAAGUCUUCCUAAAAUCAAAGCACAGGUCAGAAUUUGUCAAGUGCAUUCUUGUUUAUCGCCAAAUGCGAUUAGAAUCUCCGGAUGCAACGCCGUUCUCGUACACGAUCCGUGCUAUCCUUGAUCGCUUGUUGGAGUUCAACAUGACCGAAAGCAUGAUAUACUUUUUGGACGAAGAGGCGCACUUUGAUGAAUAUAACAGACCAAGCAUCCGCUCAUACCAUGAGAUUAUGGAUGCUUUUUCAAAGAUUGGGGAUGUGCGAACUGUCCAAGACCUGUUCGAUAGAUUGCUGGCUGAUCACGGCUCCCCGAAGACUCAAAGGUCGGUGGCCCCACUUCUUGCCGUUCAUGCGCGGCUAGGUGAUGUGGCUGAGACACGGCGACAAUUCGAGCGAAUUCCUAUGGAAUUUGGUCUCCCGCUGAACACAGUUUGCUGGAAUAUACUGCUUCUGGCGUACACUACUGCCAAGGAUUUAUCAGGUGCUGUUUCGACCUUCUCGCAAAUGCGAGAAAAUUAUGUACAUCCCAACUCGUACACAUUUGGCACACUGAUGGGGAUUUUCGCCGAGCGAGGCGACGUCGAAGCUAUCCGUCAAUUACUCAAAGAGGCGCAGAAGAGUCGAGUACAAAUCUCGAGGCCAAUGCUUGAUACGGCUGUUAUGGUGUACUGCAAGAAUGGGCAAUUGGGUCAUGCGGAAGAGCUCGUCGCAAACAGCUGGAAUUUAGCGGUGGGAGGAUCUCCCUUGCGAAUGUGGAAUUUUCUUCUAAUGCGGUAUGCAUUCAGGGUAUCAAAGUUUUCCUUCCGACGCGUCCUUGACCGCAUGGGACGGCUAGGCCUGAAACCGGACCAAAUGACUUACGCGGCUGUUAUGGCUGCUUAUGUCUAUGCUAAGCAGGUGGAUCGUGCACAAGAUACUCUCAGGAAGAUGCAUGAAGCUGGUUUGCAAGCCACCGAGCAUCAUUAUUCCAUUCUCUUGCUUGGGUAUGUGAAGCAACGGAACCGUGAUAUGGUGCACGUCCUCUCCCGCGAAAUUCAAGCACGCUUCGGUCGAGUUGGGAUGGAGGCGAGCCUGUUGAACCUGAGGAUGCAGACUGCGAGAGACGUGGAAAACGCAAAAGAUCUUCAGACUCCCGUUGAAGACAUCGUCUUGGAGAACGCAGAAAAGAUCGACGGUCGACGGCCAGAGGGCUCUGCUGUUGAGUCUUUCACUGCAACGCAUUAUCAACGUCUGAUCGACGCAUACGGCACGCAAGGCGGCGCCGAAAAGGCACUUCAGAUCUUCACCCAUUACAUGCAACUCAGACGAACUGCGGGAUCAUCAGACGGCGAUGCAUUGGGAUCCUUGCCGAUAGAUUUCAUCAAAGCCGUUAUGAAUGCCUAUGCGGAAACCAAUAACUAUGAGAAAGUGGAAGAGUGCUGGAACAGUAUUAUGGAAAGGGCAAGCGAGGAAGCGAGAACCUGUGACCUUGACAAAACCCUCUUUGCACGAUCGUCGACGUUACCCCAGCCAGCGCCAACCGAGUCCCCUCUCCCAUCAAUUCUUUCGAUGUCCACCACACAAGCAGAAAAGCCCAAAAUCAUUCCCGCCCGACGCUUCAUCCUGGACAAUCCACUUUCGAUUUACCUAGAGUCUUUGGCUCGCCGAGGCAUGUCCGAAAGAAUGCAUCAAGUUGUGGCUGAAGUUCAGGCAGCUGGCUUUGCAUUGACUGGUUUCAAUUGGUCAACUUACGUUAGAGUACUUGCGACAUCUGAUAUUUAUUCCGACAAUGUGGAGGCUUUUAGACUAUUCGAAGAGAAGUUCAUUGCUCAUUUCCCUGGUUGGUCAUGGUUUCUCAAGGGAUAUGGCGUGAGACCAAUUAAUGCCCCGGUGACAAUCCUCCAUCUUGAAGGUCGCUCGGGUAUCACCAAACCUCGCAGGAUGAUGGGAAGAUUGGCCCGAAGGCAUUGGCGCAAAAUUGAGCCCGAUUAUAUGCACCCUCAUUACCCCACCAUGGUGCAUCUAGCCAGCACACUGCAACGGCUCCGGCAAACAAGUAUUGCGCAGGGGAAUGAGAAUCUGGCGAAUAUCUACAAAAUUGCACCAAAGACUGUUGAUGUCCUUGCCGCGAUGCCAUACUCACGUGAUAAACAUCAGGGUGUAAUUCUUCGCGGCAAGGCACCGAAAAGCCAUCCCCUCCCGCGCCCAACCCAUCUGUUCUCCUCGCGCUCUGGUGCUCUUGGCCCCCGCCGCGACAUGCGUGAGCGCAGCUUUGAUAAUGCGACUAAGGAGCCUCUCAAAUUGAACAAAGACGAAUACUCCGAGCCUUCCGUGAACGAGUGGAAUAUGUCUGGCUUACUCCCCAGUGGCCAUCAGAAAGUCUUGGGUCCUUUGGCGAGCAUCCUUCCUCGCGAGGACCGAAUUGACCUGGAAACCACAGUUCGCGAGCAUUUCGAGGAGACAAUUUCCUGGGAGGAACGAUCCGAGAGGUACAAGGGCAUUAUUGCUAAGGCGUACAAAAACAAGGACAUCGCGCUCGCCGAUGUCUACGAACGACGUUUGGCCAAGAUGCAACGUGCCAACACCAGGAGGCUGACCCCCGAGCGGCAACUGUUUGACAAGUAUAAUCGCAAGUGGAAGCUGGAUACUUCAAACCACCUUCUCUUCAAGACCGAUACUGGGCUCCAUGUGAGACCCGGACGGACACCAUCGCAACGAGACUCCGUGCGAAAUAGACACAAGGGACCCUGGACACCUAGGGACGGACCGGGCGACGACCGCUGA